Megalopta genalis is the source of this 3131-nucleotide messenger RNA. The record is from RefSeq and is a predicted model, not a curated record. NCBI's taxonomy places the organism in Eukaryota, Metazoa, Arthropoda, Insecta, Hymenoptera, Halictidae.
CAAUGAGUCCCCGAGUUCUGUCUCGCAGAUCCACCUUCGCGCUCGACGUUGACGCUGGUCGUCCGUUUCUAGGGAACCUCGGCAAGGGCGUGAACCGUUUUCCAAAUGAGUCGAACCGGCGGCUCUUCUGUAAUUGCGUGAACGGUCUCUGGCUGGACUCCGAUCGAUCGAUCCCCCGCAAUGGCGAAAUACGAAGGAGCCUUAUUAUUCCUCCUCUUGAUUGUCUUGAACGACGAAAUCUACAAUGGACACGCCGAGUUCCAGGCCAACAAUCCCACCCUCUUCAACAUCGGCGCUGUAUUGUCGAACGAGAGCAGAGCUCAUUUCGAGCAGAAAAUCAAAAACUUAAACUUAGACUCGAAGUACGUCAGGAAAGGAGUAUCUUACACGCACACGGUGAUCCAGAUGGACUCGAAUCCAAUUAAAAUGGCGCUGAGCGUGUGCAACUACUUGAUCGCAAAGAGGGUGUAUGCAGUGGUGGUCUCCCAUCCCCUGACUGGGGACUUGUCGCCGGCAGCUGUGUCCUACACAAACGGAUUCUACCACAUACCCGUUAUCGGCAUAUCGUCGAGAGAUUCGGCGUUCUCCGACAAAAACAUUCACGUCUCUUUCCUGCGCACGGUACCGCCGUACUCGCAUCAGGCAGACGUGUGGGUGGAUCUUCUGAAACAUUUUAAUUACUUAAAGGUGAUCUUCAUCCAUAGCUCCGACACCGAUGGCCGGGCUUUGCUCGGCCGGUUUCAGACCACCUCGCAGAACUUGGAUGCGGAUGUAGAGAUUAAAGUUCAGGUGGACCCCAUCAUCGAGUUCGAACCCGGUCUGGAGAAUUUCACGCAACAGCUGAUGGACAUGAAGGCGGCGCAAUCCAGAGUGUAUUUGUUGUACGCGUCAAAAACUGAUGCGGACGUAAUCUUCCGAGACGCUGCAGCCCUGAAUAUGACCGACGCAGGAUACGUUUGGAUCGUCACGGAGCAAGCCUUAGAUGCGCCAAAUGCACCGGAAGGUCUUCUCGGCUUGAAAUUAAUUAACGCGGAGAAAGAGGAGGCUCACAUCCACGAUAGUCUGCUGGUACUGGUAAAAGCGUUGAACGAAAUGAACAAAACAGAAUUGAUCACAGAGCCGCCGAAGGAUUGCGACGACUCCGGCACCAUUUGGGAAACUGGGAAGAGCCUGUUCGGAUUCAUCCGGAAGCAAGUACUGCCGAACGGUACCACCGGAAAUGUAGCUUUCGACGACAAUGGGGACCGGAUUUUCGCCGAGUACCACAUCAUCAAUAUUCAGGAAAGAGGCGAAAGGGUCUCCGUUGGAAAAUAUUUCUAUCCCAUUUUGAACGUGGGCCAGAAUAUCACCAAGAUGAAGCUAAUGGUGAACGAAUCAAACAUAACUUGGCCUGGCCGGUUACGAACAAAGCCGGAAGGUUACAUGAUCCCCACGCAUUUAAAAGUGCUCACAAUCGAAGAGAAGCCGUUCGUUUAUGUCCGCGAGAUCUCUGAGAGCGAAUCCUGCCAGCCGGAGGAGAUUCUGUGUCCUCAUUUUAACGCCACCGAACACGAAAGUACGAAAACGUACUGUUGCAAGGGCUACUGUAUGGACCUGUUAGAGAAGCUAUCGGAGACCAUCAAUUUCACUUACAGCUUGGCUCUGUCUCCAGAUGGACAAUUUGGCAGCUACAUGAUCAAGAAUAUCUCAGGCGGCAAGAAAGAGUGGACGGGACUCAUAGGGGAAAUAGUCAACGAAAGAGCCGACAUGAUCGUUGCUCCUUUAACCAUCAAUCCAGAACGCGCGGAGUUCAUCGAGUUCAGCAAGCCUUUCAAGUACCAGGGCAUCACUAUUCUCGAGAAAAAGCCUUCAAGAUCGUCGACCCUGGUAUCGUUUCUGCAACCAUUCAGCAACACACUUUGGAUACUGGUGAUGGUGUCGGUGCACGUAGUGGCUCUAGUUCUGUACCUCCUCGACCGGUUCUCGCCCUUCGGGAGGUUCAAGCUAGCAAACACUGACGGUACCGAAGAGGAUGCCCUCAACUUGUCCAGCGCAAUAUGGUUCGCCUGGGGCGUCCUGCUCAACAGCGGUAUCGGAGAAGGCACUCCGAGAAGCUUCUCUGCACGGGUAUUGGGCAUGGUUUGGGCAGGAUUCGCAAUGAUUAUCGUUGCCUCGUACACUGCCAACUUGGCUGCAUUCUUGGUGUUGGAACGGCCGAAGACGAAAUUAACUGGAAUCAAUGAUGCUCGUCUGAGAAACACUAUGGAGAAUCUCACGUGUGCAACUGUGAAGGGCUCAGCAGUGGACAUGUACUUCCGUCGGCAGGUCGAACUGUCCAACAUGUAUCGCACCAUGGAAGCAAAUAAUUACGACACUGCUGAGGAAGCCAUCAGGGACAUCAAAAUUGGGAAACUCAUGGCUUUUAUCUGGGACAGCUCUCGGUUGGAAUUCGAGGCUGCUCAGGACUGUGAAUUGGUCACUGCCGGAGAAUUAUUUGGACGGUCUGGCUACGGAAUCGGUCUACAAAAGGGCUCUUUGUGGGCAGAUGCUGUGACUCUGGCUAUUCUAGACUUUCACGAAAGCGGUUUCAUGGAGAGCCUCGACACGCAUUGGAUCCUCCAAGGAAACAUACAACAAUGCGAGCAACUGGAGAACACUCCGAACACGCUGGGCCUUAAGAAUAUGGCCGGUGUGUUCAUAGUGGUGGGUGUAGGAAUCAUCGGUGGUAUCGGUUUGAUCAUCAUCGAGGUGGCAUAUAAGAAACACCAAAUCCGCAAACAGAAGAAGAUGGAACUGGCGAGACACGCGGCCGACAAAUGGAGGGGAGCGAUCGAGAAACGGAAGACCUUGCGAGCGUCUAUAGCAGCCCAACGAAGGAUACAAAGCAAUGGCCUAAAUGAUCCUACGACUGUCAGCCUGGCGGUCGACACGGUAGCUAGAUCUAACCUAACUCCACGGAGUCCUGGUCGGGCAUGGCCGGGUGAUAGCGACAUUCGUCAGCGUCCAAUCCCUCGGUCCGAUGAUAUCAGACUGUCCCCUGCCGCAUACACGGCGGACGUCUCACACCUUAUUGUGUGAGCGAACUGAUUUUUUAUAGAUCACUUGUAUCGUGAAUAUGAAAAUGUUAUCACUGUCGUGAGAAGUUACGUUAG